Molecule: messenger RNA, 1626 nt
Organism: Pseudovirgaria hyperparasitica
Lineage: Eukaryota; Fungi; Ascomycota; Dothideomycetes; Acrospermales; Acrospermaceae
Product: AMPKBI-domain-containing protein
Exons: 3
Coding region: 1-1626 (541 amino acids)
Biological process (GO): signal transduction
Cellular component (GO): nucleus; nucleotide-activated protein kinase complex; cytoplasm
Molecular function (GO): protein kinase binding
Source: RefSeq, a predicted model, not a curated record
AUGGGCAACAACACCUCGCGCAACUCGCACAACCCUCCUCCACCUCCGCCUCUCCCUCCUCCGAACAACAUCAUUCCUCCACAGUCCGGUCUGACUUCACAGCCGCUGUUCCCUCAUCCUCCGCGCAGAGAGCCGCAGCGUCGUGGCAGCGUUCAAGCUCUGUCCACGUCAAACUCAAACUCAAAGGCUCCAAAUAACGUCAAGUCUUCGGCCGCCCCGCCGUCCGCCUCGCUCGAGGUCACCGCCGCAACCUUUGCUCGCACGAGUGUGACUCCAAAAACACAUGUCCAUGCUCGUUCUAGAUCCCACACCACCGGAAACAUCCAAAUUCCUCAAGCUGUUCGCUCGCAUCUCCCAAAUCCCGAUUCCUCACCAAUUCCCAUCGCAAUGGGCAACGAAACCAGCAGAGAAAAGACCCCAAGAGAGAAGACCAGAAGGGAUACAACCGUCCAGGCUGCCUCGCCCGCCCGCAGACCUUCGCCGCUUCCUGCUGUCAGCUCGCAGCCUCUGAAUGUCCCUCAGUCAAACGCCUCGAAACUUUCGCAACCUCAGAAUGACCCUCACGCGACCGCCCCCGACAAGUAUCUUCCGCCUUCAACCUUCCAUCAGCCUCCGCGCGUACCUCUCCCCAUCGCCGAGGAGCUUCACACUCCAGGCUCGCCCAUCAUCACACCUGCCGACCUCUCCGCAGGCGCUCCUAUCGCCCAGAUCGACGACGUGCCACUUUUGCGCAAUACUUCCGACCUGAGCAGGCCAGACGAGGACGACGAGAGUGUGGCAGACGACUUCUUACCUACCGAACAAGAGGGUCGCCAUGUGGUCAACACGCUUCUGGAGUGGAAUGGCGAGGGUGAAAAGGUCUACGUGACCGGUACCUUUGCAGAUUGGGACAGGAAGUUCAAGCUUCAUCCAAACGGCCCAAGUCCGAAUAGCAAUGUCCUUUCGACUACCAUUCCUCUUCUUCCCGGAACUCAUCACUUGAAGUUCAUCGUCGAUGGGGACAUGCAGAUCAGCAAUCAGCUCCCCGCCACCGUCGACUUCACCAACAGUCUCGUCAACUAUAUUGAAGUCUCUCCCGAUGACCCAGGCGCAGACCACACCGCAGCCUCCGAGCUCUCCAAAGCCGAAGGCAAGCAGCCCGUCUCCGACGCCCACGAUCAAGCCGUUUCUCCUACCAGCCGCGCUGCCUAUCAUUCCACCUCUGUCCCUAAAAACUCUCCAGUCGCCCCCGCCGGCCUCAAGGUCCCCGAGGCCCCAGCCCACAGCACGAAGCCUGCACCCGUCGUUCCUGCUGCGCCAAAGAAAUACCACUCUACAAUUCCACGCUUUUUGCUCGACCUCGAUGCACCCGAAGACUCGUCUCGCUUUGCCCGCGCCACUGAAGCCAUGGGAUCUCUUCCUGCCCCACCCACGCUCCCGCAGUUCCUUAACAAGAGUAUCCUCAACGGCCAGACCCCAAUGAAAGACGAUAACUCUGUCCUCACAUACCCAAAUCACACUGUCCUCAAUCAUCUCGCCACCAGCAGCAUCCGCUCCAACGUUCUCGCAACUUCUGCGACGAUUCGUUACAAAAGGAAGUUUCUCACUACCAUCAUGUACAAGCCUACCAGCGAUGACGGCGACUAG